Messenger RNA from Notolabrus celidotus (New Zealand spotty), 1907 nucleotides. It is a transcript of the gene egfl7, whose product is annotated as EGF-like-domain, multiple 7. Gene Ontology annotation, molecular function: signaling receptor binding; calcium ion binding. The record is from RefSeq and is a predicted model, not a curated record. Gene Ontology annotation, cellular component: extracellular region; cell surface. The coding region runs from base 553 to 1419 and encodes 288 amino acids. Gene Ontology annotation, biological process: anatomical structure development. The transcript is spliced from 9 exons. Lineage: Eukaryota; Metazoa; Chordata; Actinopteri; Labriformes; Labridae.
CGCGUGUCGGUUCGGCUCCUUAUGAAUGGAAUGCUGAAGUUUCUGUAGUCAGUGCAGCCGGUGAGGUGACGUCACCCGCGGUCACCAGGCAGUGCAGUCUAUGGUGUGAGCUCGUGGACCCCCAGCUGGAGGAGUGGGGAGGAGGUCCUACAUCACCCCCCAUGCUCCUGUGACAGUGUGAGCUGCAGGGGGAAACCUGACUGUUAGAGGAGUUUUAUCACUGUUUGGACUUUGAACGCACCAUCGGAAUAUAACGGGACUACUUAACUUUGACCUAAACCUCGAGAAUAUCUCUCCUCCCUGUUGUAGGAUUGUGUUCUUUUUUGUUGGAUUUAUUUCAGGAAAGCUGAUUGUCCAUUACACGGUAGCUGGAGUCGUCCUCCUGAGGGAGAACACACACAUUCACCGUGAGGAGACUUUGGCUACACUCCACAAACUCCCCCACCCCUCCCUCCUCCCUCCUCCUCCCCUCCUCUCCCCCAUCCUGACUCAGAGGGAGAGAAAGUGUGAGAGAACCGCGAAGAGCGAGGGAACGUGGGAAAGAGGAAGACGAUGUACCAAACGCUGCUCCUCUUCUCCUCCCUCUUCAUCCUUCAUGUGAUGGGCACCACGCAGUUCUUCGCUCACCACGGGAGGAGGGUGUGCGGCCAAGACCUCAGUCACAGUGUUGUCAUGGCAACAGAGUCGUACGUCCAGCCAGUGCACAAGCCCUACAUCACUCUGUGUCAGGGGCAUCGCCUCUGCAGCACAUACAAAACUGUGUACUCUGUGGCGUACCGGCAGGUGAGCAGACCAGCGCCAUCAUCACGUUUCUACCCAGAGUGCUGCCCAGGCUGGAGGAGGUUCCACUCUAACAACUGCAACCAAGCUGUGUGUGGACAACCCUGUGUGAAUGGAGGUACCUGCUUAAAACCCAACCAGUGUGCGUGUCCGCUAGGCUGGACCGGACACCAAUGCCAAACAGAUGUUGACGAGUGUAGGAAGCAACAUCCGUGCGCCCAGGAUUGUGUGAACACAGCUGGCAGCUAUCGAUGUGCGUGCGGAGACGGCUUCAUGCUCACGGGAGACGGCCAUUCCUGUCAGGGCCUUCCUCCUCCUCCUCCUCGUGCCACUCCUCUGUCUCCCAACCAGGCAACAGUGGGUGGUCACACAGAUGCGGGUGGAGGGUUUAAGCUAGCAGAGAAUGUGACGGAGGAGGUACAGAGCCUGAGGAACAGAGUGGAGCUCCUGGAAAAGAAGUUGCAGUUGGUGUUGGCCCCCUUCAGCAGCUUCUUCCCCCUGUCCCUGGACGAGGGCUUCUCAGAGAAAACCACCUUACUGUCCCACUCCUUCCAGCAGCUGGACCGCAUCGACUCCCUCAGCGAGCAGAUCGGCUUUCUGGAGGAGCGCCUCGGCACAUGUUCUUGCCAGGAGAACUAACAACAAAACAUCUCCAAUCAAGAUAAUAAUGAAACAAAUCUACCAGAGAUCAUCUGUACCAAGAUGGCAGAAAGAACAAAAAACAACCCUCAGUUCUUGUUUUGUCAUGCUGCAAUCAUCGCACAAAUCAUCUGUUAUUUUCUUUUUUCCCAAACGGCUCUAUUUACCUUUCUUUACAAAUCACCGUCAAAUUCUUGAUUUUGUAACUGUACCUGUGGCAGGGUCGGUUUCAGCAUGACAUCAUCCCUGUAACAUCUGAAUGAUACCCCUCCGAGGGUCAAAGGUCAAAUUCACUACUUUGUUUCUAUGUUUGUUUUGCAUCAGUGCAGCUGUGUCCUCAGUCCAAGCCCUCACUGUCCGGAGGCAGAUGUGGACAUCUGUAUUUAUCUAUUUAAGUUAUGAUUACUUCUAGGUAUUUCUCAGCGUUCCAGUAGACAUUUGUACCUAGUUUUGUAACGUUUUUUUUAAUAAAAGUCUUAAUCAAAACA